AUGACUUUUGAGUACCUCAUCUCAGAUCAUGCAGCAAAAGAGCCGGUGGAAGAUACGGAUCCNAGCACUCGUUCCUUAACAAUGACUGAAAAAUAUCCUGUCCAAGACACAGGAGUACCUAAAGAUGAGGAAUACCUAACAGAUCAAGUUACAUUGGAAAUUGCAUCUGUGAACAUCAAGACCCUUACGUCAGAUUCUGGCCUAAUCCAACAGCCAGAAGACAAAGACACGCAAAACCAUAGCGAUGAAUCACUUUCAGAUCUCAAGAAAACCUGCAAGGAAAAUGGCACCUGCUCCUUGUGCUUAUUCCGUGCACCGACCAUCAGUGACAUGCUCAAUGAUGAGGACUUGUUGUACACAGUGAGGCUAAAGCUGGAUCCCUGCCACCCAACAGUGAAAAACUGGAGAAAUUUAGCAAGCAAGUGGGGGAUGACUUAUGAUGAAUUGUGUUUCCUUGAACAGAAGCCCCAAAGUCCCACCUUGGAGUUCUUGCUACGGAAUAGUGACAGGACUGUGGAGCAGCUGAUUGAUCUCUGUAAAUUUUAUAAGAGAAUGGAUGUUGUGAAAGUGCUGCUGAAAUGGGUGGAAGAGGAAUGGCCCAAGAGAGGGAACAGAACUUACCAGAAUGACUUCUAGGCCAAAGAAACUUGUUAGUCCGUAUGUGUUAAAUGCUGGGACUAGCUGCCACUAGUACAUGGGAGGUUUCCCUUGCAAGAGAGAGCAAGCCUGUACUGACGGUUUGUAUACUGUGUAAGCUUUAUGUACUGUAUACACGUAUAUAUGUUCUGUGCCCUCAGGGUUGCAAAGAUAACCUUCCAAAAAUGGAUGGAAUAAUGCAGGUUGUGUUCUUGAGUCUACAAAUGCCUUCAGUUUCUUUGCU
Molecule: messenger RNA, 880 nt
Organism: Nipponia nippon (crested ibis)
Lineage: Eukaryota; Metazoa; Chordata; Aves; Pelecaniformes; Threskiornithidae
Source: RefSeq, a predicted model, not a curated record